UGAUUGCUCAGGUAAUUAUCACGUGCUGAGCUGACUCAUAAAUACAGCGAUGUACCCUUUCUGCCUUUUCUUAACUAUCGCAAGCUUUUACAUAGUAAGUCAUAAUCAAUGACUACCUAACUAACAAAAAUGCAUCACACAAUUAAAGCCUUUACGAGCGAGUUUCUAAACAGCAUAUCCCAAGCGACAACUAGUCCUAAAGAUGCAGAGGACAUUAUCGUGUUGCCAAAGUAUUGGAACUGGUUAAGUAAUUUAGAAAGACUCUGGGACCAACGAGAAGUCUGCCCACAUUGUAGGUGGGAUGGUAAUCCUGAACAUCUACUCAAAGUCCCAACUCCUCGGGAUGAACCAAAUAUCAUAUUCAGUCGGCCCGAGGAUUCACAUUGUAUCUGUUGCAAUAUAAUUGACCGUUUGUUUGAACGACAGCAAAAUCUAGAUCGAGAUCGAUGGACUAUAUCUCCGUGGAUAAAUCAGGACAAACCCUGUGUUCUUCUGGAAGAUACCUUAAUGGAAGAAGAUGAAGUUGAGUGGAACUUUUUCCUUCCGCAUUCAGAACGGAGGAGUCUAUCAGGAAUACCAAAGGGUUUUCUUGUCUCCGGCAGCACCGCAUCAGAAGCCGCCUGUGAAUGGGCAAAACACCAGUUAUCAACCUGUUCUCAAUAUCACCAACGUUGCCACACGCGAGACAGCUCAUUCCUUCCUACACGACUCAUAUAUAUCGCUGGUAGUAACGACGAGGUAAGGCUGAUAGACAACUCUGAAGUACCGAAUGGUUCACAUUAUGUAGCUCUCAGUCACUGUUGGGGCUUGAAGCUACUCGAGUGUCUGACUACUAAGGGAAAUUUAUUGGAUCAGAAGGAAAAUGUUCCUUGGAGUACGCUUCCAAAGAGCUUUCAAGAAGCUAUCUUGUUUACGCGCAAACUUGAUAUAGGCUAUAUAUGGAUUGACUCACUAUGUAUCAUUCAAAGAGACCCCGAAGAUUGGUUACGGGAGGCCGGCCGAAUGUUCCAUGUUUAUCAGAAUGCGUUCUUGACAAUUGCCGCAUCUCAUGCCGAGGACAGUUCUAAGGGGCUAUUCUCCAGCUUGGGCCCUGGACAACAGCUACAAUUGGGUAAAAUUCGGCAUGGUACUGAAGAGUACCAGUUAUAUGCGCAGCAGUCUUUCCCGGAGAUCACCAAUCUGUACUUGAAUCACCGAACUGAGCCCCUUUUCAAGCGAGCUUGGACAUUCCAAGAAAGAUUAGUCUCUCCUCGAAUACUAUAUUUCACAAAACACGAGUUGAUAUGGGAAUGUUAUUCAACAUCCGUCUGUGAGUGCGGGUUCCACGGUGGUGGGCCGUAUAAUCCGCCAAGUUUGAAGAUGCUACAUGUCAACAACUUAGUGAACAGUCCACCUCUUUCACAGCAAUCCCCCACCAACUAUAAUGAAUAUAUUAGAAAUGCCAUAAGGUUUACUAAGAAAAAUAAACUCUCGAAGGGCGAUACUGAGAAGACAUGGCGUAGAAUUGUUCAAUUUUACUCGGACCUGCAACUUACCAACCAAACGGAUAGACUUCUAGCGAUCGGGGCCAUCGCAGAGCAGACUCGAGCCGUGCGCCAGAACAAGACAUAUCUUGCUGGGCUUUGGCAUGAAUCACUUGGGCUAGACUUGCUGUGGGCUCGCAAGCGUAAGCCAAAACCCCAACAACGUUCAGAACACUAUAUUGCGCCUACCUGGUCGUGGGCCUCCAUCCCUGGCCCAGUUGCUUACGACUCUACAGCACCGCUUAAGCCACAUGUGAAGGUGUUGGACGCAAGCUGCGAGUACACAGACGGAAACCAAUUUGGGCAAGCUACUGGAGGACGGUUAACAUUACGUGGGGACUCUAUCACGUGUACGCUUUGCAAGUCCUCUCAGGAAUCCCCAGAGGAUUACCGCAUUUUACAUCCCGAGUUAGCGGUUGACGUCGAAGUCAGUGUAGAUUGCGAUCCAUUUCCACAGACAAAGGAGCAAAUGACCGUGCUUAUCUUACGCAUAGCUGAUACGUGCCAGUUUCCAGCACCCAUCAGCAUUAUCCUUAAGGGGGAUAGGGGGGUGGAUGACGAGGUAUUAUAUACUCGCUUAGGACUUGCAUCACCGCCUGGGACCAGUAUCGAGGGACAAGAGGAGCGUCGGAAGCUUAUGGAUUGGUUCGACAGUUGCAGUGAAAUUCGAACAUGCAUUAUCAUUUAACUCAACGCCACUAUUGAAGCUAGGAGUAUGAUGACAAUCGCAGAAGCAAAAUGAUUUUAGAAAAUAUGUUGGGUCGUUCCUACAUAGCGCGUUGGGCAUCGUCGUGUCCCUGUGGAUACUAUCGCCGAUGUCCCGGACGACUUGAAGUCAAAUCAGGGCUUAGACGGCCCGUUCCUCUAGGUUAGGCGUCGUAUAGAAGAUGUCAGUUGAGUCAAAUGGGAACUAUAUUUCAAGCACAGA
Molecule: messenger RNA, 2451 nt
Organism: Daldinia loculata
Lineage: Eukaryota; Fungi; Ascomycota; Sordariomycetes; Xylariales; Hypoxylaceae
Product: HET-domain-containing protein
Exons: 1
Coding region: 130-2211 (693 amino acids)
Source: RefSeq, a predicted model, not a curated record